Messenger RNA from Cinara cedri, 225 nucleotides. The record is from the annotation of a GenBank genome assembly. Lineage: Eukaryota; Metazoa; Arthropoda; Insecta; Hemiptera; Aphididae.
AUGGCUGAAUCGAAGAAAAAAUGUAGGCAGUAUAAUAUUGAAUAUUUGAAGUACGGUUUUAUUCAAUCGCCUACAAAUAUUACAUUACCAAUGUGUCUCAUUUGCCAAAAAGUAUUUUCAAAUACAGAAACCAUAGAUUCUGCAAAAUUAGAAGAAGAAUUGAUAGAAGUAACUACAAAUGAGGAAUCAAAAUUAAAGUUUAAGGAAGGUUACCAAGUAUUCUGA